CGAUACUUAAUGUCAUAAAACACUGCAUGACUUUGUUUACUAGAAUCGCCAAAUGUUAAACAGAGAACGGAUUCUCGAAAAAUUGUGUAGAGUGCUUGAUAAAUUUAGAAUAGAUGUAGAACUAGGCUACUGUAUUGGUGAAAUGUUUUUGACAGAUCAGGGGGAAUAACUCUCAGUGACUUCCCGAGGGAAUUGUGUUGUUACAUUACACACCGAUAUCAACAUACUGUGCUAUGCUAACAACACCCGGACGCUUUAUUGAUAUGAUAUGUUGUAAGUCGCACUGAUUUGAUAUACAUUGAAAAAGUGAAACAUUGACCUCCAUGGAGUUGUGAUUGCAAGUGCAGACAGAGUGUGUGAGACCAUGGGAUUACAUGUACAUGAAUGAUGAUGUACAAAACUGUAACGGGAUAAAAUCUACCGUCACACAACAUAUACAAUGGCAUGUGUUCAGGUUAUUGUUGAAAAUGAAAAAGAGUGGGACAAGUUGUUAUCUGGUGGAGGUCAGGAGGAAGCUCAGAAUGGCCAGAAGUACAGCAACAACACGGGUCAGUCGCGAUCAUCUCAACCUUCCAGCGUGGCCACGUCCAGCACACAUAGCAAUGUCCAAGGGGAUAACUUGAACCUCAACCACCAGCCCCCGACAAAACUUACAGAAUUUGAGCAAAUGAAAUUAGCUGCAGAGGAACCUCCUGCUGAUGGCAAAAAGUCCAACAUAAAAAGAAAGAUUCUCAAGGUGAUCGUCACAAGUAUGUUCAUAUUUAUGGCCGUUGGGGUUAUUGUUAUUUGGAGUCUGCAUGAUGCAAGUGGCAAAGACUAUUCCGACCUUAAGUUUGUAAUUGACGGAGAGUUUUUGACAAUUGUCGGCAAACGGUUGGACGAGGGAACCACCAUUGGACACUUAGGUGGAGAAAUAUUCGCAGGACGUCCGACAGAAAAAUGUCCCAACCGAGACAAACACAAAAAGGGGAGAUGCAUUUCAUGGGAUGAUGGCAACAUGGUAGACAUGACACCGUUUAAUAUUGAUGAUGUCAUCUGCUACAACGUGUCCUGGGUUAACCCAAUAAAUGUGUUCCCCGAGGACUGCUUUGAAAUGGACAUUGGUCAUUGGUACAACAUGUUACCGGGGCCCUGGCCAAUCAGCGCACAGAGGAAAAUGGCUCUCAGUAGGUUCGGCCAUAACGAGAGAAAUGGUAUGGACGUGAUAGAUUAUUACUUUCUGUCAUCGAAAGGUGCUGCUAUUUACCUUCCUGGAGGUGGACCCUAUCAGCUCAGCUGGAACGAAAGCAGUCAUCAGAAGAUGUGUAUAUCACCAGCACUGAACGGUGUCGAGGCCCGAAAGAAUCUGAAUUAUUUUGCCUGUCAGGGUUACGAUGUCAAGGCCACUCACCUAGCCGUGAGUAAAAAGUUCCACUUGCCGGCCCUUCGCAAUCUCUCGGAGCAGGUCAAGUACACAGACAACUUCCUGUGGUCAGCAGAAGUAGGGGGCUCCCAAGACUCCUAUGGUGAUCAACUGAUCACUUUUAAAAACUUUCUCGGAUCAACCAAUUUUGCGUGCAAUGUUUUGGAACUUGAUUCUCAUUGGCAACAGGAACUAGGUGACCUCAAAUUUAAUAAAGCAAUAUCUCCAAGUAUCAGUUCAGCCAUAUCAAUGCUUUCCACCGACUGUGAUUUUAUGUUGAAUCUCAGUCCACUCUGCUCUUUGAAUUCUCCUUCAUUUAGUUUUGGGAUUAAGAACAAUUUAUUUUUGAUUGAUACUUUAUCGCUGGGUGCCAAAGUGCUCACACACAGUAAUACUCAGGUGGUUGUCUGGGACAUUGACAAUGACGAUUUCUCGUCCUGGUUUUCUGAUGCAAUUUCAAACAUUUCUACAACACAUGGCAUAAGAAAUUUCAAGUUUUUGCCAAUACCUCAGAUGUUUAUGGUGAGACAUUCCAAUGGAUCAGAUCUAUUAGACCGAGAGGUCUACGGCAAGUGGAUAGACUUGUUAAACAUUUUGAGCGAACAUCUUGUCACAAAGGGAAUGUUCCGAUCACAGGACAAGCAUGCAUUCGUUGAGGUGUCUGUUGACUUUGUGGUGAAUGAAAACAAUGCAAGCUGUGUUACAGAGUCACUGUCUGAAGCACUGACGUUGGGCCUGUAUGGCUAUCCAUAUAUCUUAUCUUCUGCAAAAGGCAAUAUUAAUUUAGACAAUGACACUAUCGAUUCCUUUGUAAGGUGGCUACAGUUAUCUGUCUUCUUCCCGGCACUAAAAGUUCCAUCGAACAUACAAUUCUGUGGAGAUGAUAUCAUCUUGCAUGCUCAAAAUCUCUCUCAAUUUAGACAAGACUUUGUAGUUCCGAUCUUGGAACAGUUACGAACACAGGUAUCAGAGACUAGUCCCUUCAUACGACCUGUAUGGUGGUUGGAUCCCCUAGACGAGGACACGCACAGUUUAGGGGACGAGUUCCUUUUAGGGGACAGGGUUCUGGUUGCCCCUGUGUUGUGUUCUGGGGUCAGGAAAAGGAACAUUUACCUGCCAAAGGGCAGUUGGCUAGACCCUAUGCAUGGGGUGGAGUACCCCGGGGGAGAGUGGCUAACUGAUUUCCCUGUCAGCCAGUUCCAAAUCCCCUACUUUGUAUUGCAGGAAAACAACGAAUCUCUAUAAACGACUCUGAGCAUUGGGAGUCACUUAGGUCUGAACAAACCUCAAAAAAGUCCAAUCCAUCUUCAUGUAUAGUGACCUCCUUCAAGGUCACAAAUUGCUUCCUGUUGUUAUUAUUUUUUUUAAAUCCAUCAAAAUAUGUUUUUAUUUUACCUUUGUGUGUACUGUACUUCAGCUGAAUGUUUCAUUUUUACCUUUGUGUGUACUGUCUGUAUUUCAGCUGAAGUUUGUUGAAGAAGAAAAUUAGGAAAUUAGGAACAUGACUGUUGUCCCUAUAUUGCAACAAAUCUAUCAUAUGUGCAUAUAAAAAGAAUUGAUGCACUUAAUUUCCUCAGUUAGUUAAUUACCCUAGGUAUGUACUUAAGCUACAGGUAGCCUAUAUAUACACUAAUAUUAAGAAAGAAAGUGAUAUCUAUUCCUCAAAUAGGAUAUUUAUGGAUGUUGUUACUCUAUUUAACAUCAUAUACAUUAUGUAUACAUACAUGAUAAGCUAUUUUCUGAUGUACUAAUAUAACAUUGAUCUGAUCAUGAAUAUAUAUAUGUAAAGGCCAUACAUAUAUAUAUUUCACCAUUAAUAAGACUGAUCUAAUAAAACACCAUCUUGAUCUACUCAGAAGAGAGUAACACUACAUAAUAGACUAAUGCUUGUAACCUGUAUUCAGUGAUCAGAAUGGCAACAACGCUCAUUUCAUCAAUAACUUCUAAAAUUGUUGGUGUUUAAUAUGGUGAAACUUUUCUGAACCAAAACUUAAGAGAACAAUAUGAUAAUCGACAUGUUUUUGAUCACAUGGAUUCAGUUUGCAUACAGGGGUGGAUUCUAGGUUACAAUUCAUAGAAAUGUAUACUAUAUGUGACCUACUUGUAUGUUUCAGGAUUACACAAGUUCGUUCAGAUUAGUUUUACCAUUAUUUUUUUUGUCACUUACAUAAGAGAAUCGGGUAAAAGUAUCAAUCACAACAGCCUCAGGGUAUACAUAUAUAUAGGUCUCUUCAGAUUUAUUCGGUACGUGUCGACAGGUUAUGCCCUCUUAGCAGGCUACAUUACAAACUUUUUCACCCCUGAAGUACAUAAAUUGCGGGCAAUUUUUUUAUAUUUAAUAUUGUAUGGCAUUAUGACAUCAUACACUAGACGUUUGUUCUAAGAAACAAUUCUAUAAGAUAGUAUUAACUCUGUUCUUUCCUUCGUAUAACUUAUCCAUUUCAUAUUUCUCCUUUUCGGCUAGUACUAAUUGCAGAAAUAGUUCUGUAAUAAAUUAAACACAUGAACAACCCUUGUUCUGUAAUAUGGCCUAAUGGUUAUAAGACAACUUUAAACAUCAUUGUACUAAAUUUAUGUAGUUUAAAUAUUUUGCUUAGUUUUGUCAAAUGCCAUAUAUUUUUUAUUUGAGUAAGGUCACAUUAUGGUGACAAUUUAAGCUAAAUAGGUUGCGAAGAGUCACCUUGCAGGUACCAUGGUCAUAAGUCACUUUAUUUCACAUCUAUCAAGAAUGCUGUUGUUAAUCACGUGAACUUAUACAGUAAAAUAUACAAAGGCAAACAAUUUUUUCCAAAAGAUAGUGAAUCUUUCUUGAAGAAAUGCAUAGGGGUUAUACUCCGCAUCAAAUAUAGCUUCAAAUUUUUGGGAUUCAAGAUGGUGACCAUGGCCUCAGGUUGGCUGAGACAAUAACUGUUAUAACUUUAGUUCAUAUGGGACCGACUUUGUUGAUAUGUUGUGACGGUGAUAUGUAACGGAUGAUCAUGAACUUACUGUAAAAAGGUUGACUUUUACAUUUUGAGCAUUUAACAUGGCCGUUCUAGAUUCUGAUUGGCUGAGACAAUACUCCAGUGGUUGAGUUAGGACUAUAAGUAUGCUUAAGCCUGUGGCCUAACAGUUAGAGGUCUGACUAUAGCUCCUCUGUAAUCCUAAAGUGGGUCACUUGCAAUCCUUAUUAUAUAACUGAUAUAAUAGUUUUAUGGUGAAAAGUGGAAGGACUAAAGUUUAUUACAUGACUUGAAACCAAAUUAAACUCAUUUUGGUAUAUUUUGAAUAUAAAAUGACUGGGAACAGAUUUCAUCAGAACUCUUUUCUAAUGUCAGUUGUACAUACAUAUACAGAUGUGAGAGAAAGUCAUGAUCAUACAAACAUAGAAAAUAAUAAAAGCUGGAAAAUUUAAGAAAGUGAACUGGUGCCUCUGCCAGUGUUGAUUAAAUGUUGAAACCCAGCAUCUUCAAAGUGGUGGUCAAUUUAAUUUUUAUUUAUGAAUUUAUUUUUGAAAGCGCAAGUUUUGGCUCUAUUUUCACAAACAUUCCUUUUACUAAGUGAAGAUCUUCCCUUUAUAUAAGCAAUGCUUUCCCUAUGGGGAAAUUUAAGUUAAGUUGUUUUGAAAAACUGAAGGACUUUAUAUAUUGUGCCAUUUUGUUACUCAAAAUUUGCAAACGGGAAUGGCCUGAUGUUGAAAUGUGCUAUACAGAAUAUGUUCUAAAAGUAGGCUGCUAUUUAAGUACAUGGUCAUAUGUUUUAUGAUCAGACUGUUGGAAGUCAGAUCUAAUUUUUUCCAUUCAUUUAUUAUAGAUAAUUAAUCAUUAUAAGUAUGUACCAGGUAUUUUGAUGCUACCCCAACUACGCGUGUGCAUCACUAAUUAACUUACAGGUACACGAGUUAUAUAUGAAUUUGUUUUAAAAUUCUAACUUUUACUAUGGUUGUAGCCAGAGUUUAUUCAGGCCCCAACACCAGACAAUAGACGUGUAGACAGGUAGAUGUUAUACCAAAACAGUCUGGUGUUGGGGCAGAGCAAACGUAGACUAUUGUGGUUAAUGACACAAUAUUUAGUGAUUUCAAUAUUCUUGUAUACAUCGUUAUUCAAAAUCUUUACUGUAUAUAUAGUAAUAAUACUUAUAUAAUAAACUGUAUUAAUGUGUUAUUAUUGCAUAGCUAUUUAUGAUGAACAAUGUCUUCUGUAAGAAAAGAUAUAAAUAUUUAUUUUUUAUUUAUAUCUUUAAAAGUUGUUUUAUGAAUUGUAGAUAUUCAGGUUUGUACACCCUAGCUAUGCUAAUGAAGGUCAGUGUUUUUCAUAUUAACCAUCUCUACUCCCACUUCCCCCACUCAAAUGUACAAAUACAUUUGUACAUGUAUCCAUUAUAAUGUGGGGGGGAAGUGGAGGCAUCCAAAUCUUUGCAAUAUAUGUUGUGUUAUAAUAUGCUGUAGAAACAACAUGUUCAUGGGGGAGGAGUUAUAUAGUGUAGCAAUAUAAUUGUAUUGUAUUUCUAGACAGAUAUUCAAAGUUAAGGUCUUCUUGUAAGGAAAAAAAUGUUUAUGGUGUGAUUUGACAUAUGAAAUCAUGAAUUGGAUACUAGGGGUAAAACAAAUUCUUUUCUUUUUUGUAAAUUAAACGUUGCACUGUACAUUAAGCGGUAUAUUUAGAUCUGGUAAACGUUUACAAAAAUGGUCCGUUUUAAUCCAAGUUCUGAUAAGGUAAUUUUCCCCCGAAGAAGAUAUAAUUAAUUCUGUUUAACAGAGUAGAGGGAAACACAGACUUAUAUAUAUACCAAACAGAUCUUUAUAUUACAGUACAACUAUUCAAUGGUUUAAAUUUUGAAUUAGAGAGGUUAUACUAUAGGAUGAACUUUACGAAUACCGAUUUUUAAUUCAACAUGAUCAUUUAUAGUGUAAUGUACAUCUUUAUUUUUUUCUAAAUACAUGUAUAUGUUUUCUCAUAGUUAUUGUGUUUGACCUGUGCAUGGAUUUUCCCCAUCAUAAAAAAAAUGUACAAAAUGAACUUUUCAAUCUUAAUUGAUUGGACUACAAUGUAAUAGACAGAUUAGGUGCCAAAUAUCAAUUGAGACUGGUUUAAUUGUUGUAACUUAAUGUUUGUAUUAUUGAUGUAUAUAUAUAUAUAUAUGUAUAUAUCAAUGUAGUGAAAUUAUCAAUAUGUAUGACAUGUAAGGUACUGAGAUCAUUAUUAUGAAAUAUAGAAAUACAUGGUUGGAAGUUAAGGGGAUAUAACAAGAAACAAGACAUCUGCCAUAAUUCUGUGCCUGAUUUCAAAAUCUCACACAAAAAUGUUCAAAGCAAUAUCAUGAAAUAUUGUCAAGUACAAUGUACUAAGUUUUACAUGUUGUUUUGUAUGAUAACAAUGGGGCGGUAUGCAGUUGAAGCAGGUUAAUUUGAACUUGUGUUUCGUUAAAAUUAUUCCCGCCUACAACAAAUAACUCAGAUCCACUCUGAAUCAUUGAUUUAUUGGUUUCUAACAAGUUCUCACGCAGAUUAUUUUGUCUGGAACAACUGAGUCUGAAGUUUACCCAAAGUUUACUAUACAGGAACUUUUGUUUUCUAUGAACACAAUUAUUUUGAAAUCAUCUUUACCACAAAGCCAUUUGUCAAGUGGCAGGAAAUUGUCUUUGGAAUGUUAGACCAUUACCUAUCAUGGCUAAGCCAAUUUGCUUAUUAAGUUCAGUAUGAGAUUCAGUAUUAACUUGUUUAACUGUCAAUCAGCCAGUUUUGAGCCCGCCAUAAUAUAAGGCAUUUACAAAAUGCGUGUGAUAUAUAGGCAUGAAAUAUGUACUAUUGUUGUUACCUAACGUGUAGUUUGUUCCCUAAUUUGCACCAUAAUUUUAAGCUGUUCUAUUUUAAAUACCUUCAAAGUCUUAAUCUUUUGCAAAAUAGGUCAUUUAAUAGAAUACAGACAGAAAAACCAAGUGAAAAUA
Molecule: messenger RNA, 7327 nt
Organism: Mizuhopecten yessoensis (Yesso scallop)
Lineage: Eukaryota; Metazoa; Mollusca; Bivalvia; Pectinida; Pectinidae
Exons: 3
Coding region: 440-2647 (735 amino acids)
Source: RefSeq, a predicted model, not a curated record